CUCAGUAGAGAGAGAACUGCAGCUAAAGCCAACGAAGAAGAAGACAUGUCGCGAGUGCUAAACGGAAAAUAAAAGGAGACAGCGCACUGUGCAGUUAACGAGAAUUAAACGCUGUUACCUCGGCAUAUUACUGUUCACAAUAGCUGCAUCACAUUGGCUAAACUAUGACAGAGCCUCAAUCAGCGCUGUUACUCAGGAGACAGCUCGCAGAGCUGAAUAAAAACCCGGUAGAAGGAUUCUCAGCUGGCCUGAUUGAGGAUAAUGAUCUGUACAGAUGGGAAGUUCUAAUCAUUGGGCCACCGGACACGCUUUAUGAAGGUGGUGUGUUUAAAGCUCAUCUGACAUUUCCCAAAGACUACCCUCUCAGGCCACCGAAAAUGAAAUUUAUCACAGAUAUUUGGCACCCUAAUGUUGACAAGAACGGCGAUGUAUGUAUUUCUAUUUUACACGAACCCGGGGAGGACAAGUAUGGUUAUGAAAAACCAGAAGAGCGCUGGCUUCCCAUCCAUACAGUUGAAACGAUUAUGAUUAGUGUUAUCUCCAUGCUGGCAGACCCAAAUGGCGACUCGCCAGCCAACGUCGAUGCAGCAAAAGAGUGGCGGGAGGACAGGCAUGGAGCAUUUAAAAGAAAAGUUGCACGCUGUGUACGGAAAAGCCAAGAGACUGCGUUUGAGUGACAUGUAGCAAGGAUCUCGAUUCAUGUUUUCGGGGUCUGCAAUUGAAAUUCAACAUGGCACUGUUUCCUGCACUCUUCCACCAUUUUGCCAGGCUCGUCGUCCUUUUAUUUUGGCAGGAAGACUAUGACUGGCUCCUCUAAGCUGCAAUAGAACAUUACAGUGACUACCACGGCUGACAAGACAACCACCAAGCAAGUGCCAACUGAACAUAAAAAAACAGACAAAAAAAAAAAC
Hippocampus comes (tiger tail seahorse) is the source of this 911-nucleotide messenger RNA. RefSeq names its product ubiquitin-conjugating enzyme E2G 1a (UBC7 homolog, yeast) (gene ube2g1a). The transcript is spliced from 6 exons. NCBI's taxonomy places the organism in Eukaryota, Metazoa, Chordata, Actinopteri, Syngnathiformes, Syngnathidae. Bases 165 to 677 code for a protein of 170 amino acids. The record is from RefSeq and is a predicted model, not a curated record.